CGGGGGGCCGGGCGGCACAAACCCCCUCAGUCACCGGAUAAGCGGCAGCUGCUCGGCCCCCCGGUGCUAUUUUCACCCUCAGGAUAAAGUGAUGUCCCAGCAGCUCCAGACCGAGCCGAGCCGAGCCAGGAUGAAGUCAGACAGAGCCGCGCAGCCCGAUGGGUUCGCCUCGGACCUGGACGACCUGGACAGCGGCAGUGACAGCUCCACCGGAGGCUGCAGCCCGCAGGAGGUGACGGCAGCAGGAGGAGGAGGAGGAGGUUCUCGCUCCGGAGUACAGAGACGGAGGAGAAGGCGGAGGCGCAGGAGUGGAGGCGGCAGAGGCGGCGGGGACGCACGUCUCCCUGGAGUGAGCCAGCAGAGGCAGGCGGCCAAUGCACGAGAGAGGGACCGGACGCACAGCGUGAACACGGCCUUCACGGCGCUUCGCACGCUCAUCCCCACCGAGCCGGCAGACAGGAAGCUGUCCAAGAUCGAGACGCUCCGCCUGGCCUCCAGCUACAUCUCUCACCUGGCCAACGUCCUGCUGCUGGGGGAGGACUGUCGGGACGGACAGCCCUGCCUCCGCUACCAGAGCAUCCUGCACGGCCCUGCCGCUCUCAGCGCAGCCUCCCUCAGACCCAUCUGCACUUUCUGCCUCAGCAACCAGAGGAAACUGCUCAGAGAUGGAGGGAAACACUCGGCCCUGUAAGGUGGCGCCGCAACGGAACAGACGAGGACUCCACUUCCGUGUUGUUUACAUCUGUAGGACUUUGUACAUAAACAUAAAGUAUUUAUUUUUGGAUUAGACAAGACGACAGAGUUGACACUGAAAAGCACUUUCUGCUCACGUCUGUGUGCCUCUGAACCUCUGUGUUUUGGUUGAGCUGUAACCUGAGCCCGUGUGUAAAGUUGCACCUGACGGGGGGGCUAUUUUGGUCCCCGAAUAGUAUAAACUACCCCCCCCGCCCCUUCCCCAACCACGACCUCAUGUCCAACGCCUAAAAAAAAGCUUUGCCGCCUUCAGUCACAUGAAGGAAACUGAAGAGCAGCUCCUGCAGUAGUUGCUGUCAGUUUAGUGGCGCUAACGCUGUCAGAAAUAUCGCAACCACGUAGAGACCCUUCGAUUUAACUCUCUGUCACCCCUAGUGGGGAACGCUGAGAAUGACAGCACAUAUACAACUGAACAUCUUAGACUUAGUCAGAAUAAAUUGCACUUUUGCAACAUUAGCGAUGAUAAAUAUGCAACUACUGUUAGACUUAGACUUAAUUAGUGUUUUGCUUGUUCACAUCUAGGGAUAGAGUGCCCUGAUACUCUAGACAGUCCAGUGCAAGAGGCACCGAGACUCACCCCAAACCAAGUGUUUUGGGAAAUCUCCCACAAUGCCUUGAGAACCAUCAACAAGAUUUGAAAAGUACAACAACAACUCAUAUCACAGUUUAAUGCUGGGUCCUCUUGAUUUCUGAUCAGCAUUUUUAAAUGUCCGGAAAUGUCACUGAUGAUGUACCAAUCUCUGUGGAAAAUCAAGAAUUUGAAACAGAAAAUCUAGGUUUUUUCUAAAACUUCCUCCACUGCUCCCCUCAGCUGAAUACAGGCGAACUGGCUGGAAAUGCCUCGGCAGCCCUCACAGGGUUGCCAGGUCUGUGUAACAAGUUUUUAGUUGCAUUUGAGUGUAGAUAAAGUAGUUAGUUCUGCUACAGAUAUUAAAUACCUAUCUACUCGCAACAGUACGUAAAAAGUAGCCCAGUUCCGCAGAAAAGCCGCAGACCUGGCAACCCUGAGCCAACUUGGUAUUCAGCCGCCCAUUUAAGCGCUUGUGUAAGAUCGCCUUCUCAUCCUGAUAUACAAGUCAUCAAAAUAUUUUUCUCUCUGCUCCCUGCAUAAAUGUUGCAGGGGAAAAAAAAACAUUAAAAACUGUAAAUCUGAGAUUUUAUUUCUAGGCCAAAGUGUCCAGCCCCAGGAUGACAUAUCAGAAACUUGAAGCAUUGUCCCAGCACAUCUUGAGAACACUUCCUUGGUCCUGGCACGGAUGUUAGAGCAGGGCUACAGCCUGGUAGGAUUGCUCAUGCAGGUGCACGAGCACAGGUAGACAGGCAGGGUAUUUCCCGCAGCCUCACGAUUCGACACACAUCAUGUUUUUGGGGGUAAUAAACAUGAAAUAAUGACCAUGUCCUUCAUUUAAUUCACUACAGCAGCUGCUCUUUAUUCUACAGCAGGGGUGUGAAACUCAAGGCCUGGGGGCCAAAUCCGGCCUCUGGCACAGUUAUACCCAGCCUGCAAAAUCAUUAAUAUUUUUAUUAUAACUGGCCCACCAGAAUGAGGUCCGCAGAUUUCCUCCAGUAUAAAAAUGUAAACUUAACCUCAAUUAUUAAAAUACUAUAUACUAUAAAUAUCAUCUAACAUUUGACCUUUAUGAUUCACAAUUUCAAAUUUUAAGUCAUAUUUUAAACUUUUAAACUACUGAUUCUGAAUUUUAUCUCAUAUUUUGACAGUUAACACUCAC
Molecule: messenger RNA, 2483 nt
Organism: Cheilinus undulatus (humphead wrasse)
Lineage: Eukaryota; Metazoa; Chordata; Actinopteri; Labriformes; Labridae
Product: basic helix-loop-helix transcription factor scleraxis-like
Exons: 2
Coding region: 92-691 (199 amino acids)
Biological process (GO): regulation of transcription by RNA polymerase II; developmental process
Molecular function (GO): protein dimerization activity; RNA polymerase II transcription regulatory region sequence-specific DNA binding; DNA-binding transcription factor activity, RNA polymerase II-specific
Source: RefSeq, a predicted model, not a curated record